Messenger RNA from Malus domestica (apple), 1020 nucleotides. RefSeq lists its product as uncharacterized. The record is from RefSeq and is a predicted model, not a curated record. Gene Ontology annotation, biological process: regulation of DNA-templated transcription. Gene Ontology annotation, molecular function: double-stranded DNA binding. NCBI's taxonomy places the organism in Eukaryota, Viridiplantae, Streptophyta, Magnoliopsida, Rosales, Rosaceae.
AUGGUGCACCACCAGCUCGAUCGCCUGUUCACACCCACCCGAGCUCGACGUGUGGGCUCCACGAGCACAUCGUCGAUCCCCAUCCUCAUCGUCGUCUUCUGUGUAAUCGUAAUCGAAAUUAGCGGUAGCAGCAGACGAGACACCAUUAGAGCUGGAGUGAAUCAAGGCAAGCACAACGAAGUUCUUGCAGAGGGCCUAAACGGAGUUCCUGACAACUGUGACAUAGCAGCAGUAGGGGCAGACGAAGGUAGUAUCCGGACACGAAGAGAACAUUUUGGACAAGCAGUUCUUGCAGAAGCCAUGGCCACACUAAAGCUGUUCAAGCAGGAAAUCUCACUGGGAGGGAUCUCCAAGCUGGUGAGGACGUACCCACAAUUUCUUAACUCCAAUCCGGAGAAAACCCUUUUGCCGAAGCUUGAGUUUUCCACUUCGCUUGGAGUUUCAGAGGAGGACCUUGCAACAACUCUGGGUAAUGAACCGAUUCUUUUGGCAAGAAGCUUGGAGAAACAGAUUCUACCCACUUACAAUUUCCUCAGGAGUAUGAUUUCGGGGGGAAAAAUUGCUUCAGUUUUCAGGCACUGCACGCGGAUUUUCUUGGAAGGCCACUCUAAGAAUGUUGAGCCAAAUAUUGGGAUCUUAAGAGAAUCAGGUAUGCCCCAAUCAUGUAUUUCUCUGAUGGUAGCUCAUUUUACCCUUGCUUUGAUGCAAAACCGUAAAAAGUUUGCUCAAGUUGUGGGUGAGGUUAAGCAAAUGGGUUUUGAUAUGGAAAAAUCAAUGUCUGUGAUGGCUAUAAAAGCUUUGAGUAGUGCCAAUAGUAAGUCCAUAUGGACUCGAAAUUGCGAAGUUUAUAAGAGGUGGGGUUGGUCUGAGGAUGAUGUUCUCUCUGCUUUCAAGCGGCACCCAGUUUGUAUGACCAGGUCGGAGAAGAAGAUAAUGCAAGUCAUGGAAUUUGUAGUGAACAAGAUGGGAUUGUCUUCGCAAAUGAUUGUCAAAGCCCCGGUGAUCAUGGGUUACAGUUAG